Pocillopora meandrina is the source of this 1947-nucleotide messenger RNA. The record is from the annotation of a GenBank genome assembly. Lineage: Eukaryota; Metazoa; Cnidaria; Anthozoa; Scleractinia; Pocilloporidae.
AUGCUCUCCAAAUCCUCCUGUUCAGACAAAGGAUCGGAUUCAAGGCAGAAGCCCAAAUGCACGCGCUGUCGUAACCACGGUAUAUACCCCGUACCUUUGAAGGGCCAUAGAAAUGUAUGCCCCUACAAGAUGUGCAACUGCAAGCACUGUAUUUUAAUUUUGGAGAGACGCUUGGUUUCGAUGAAACCGGAAAGUCAAACAGAGGGAGUCAGAGAGAAAUCGUCCAAGAAGAAAAAAACUGCAAAGAAAACUAAACAGGCAGAUGUUGCCGAGAAAAAAAACAUGGAGGAACCCUUUAUUGAACCUGCCAAAGCGGAUGCCCAUCCCACUUCGCUCUCACAAGGAAAUGGUUCGUUGUUUACAGUUGAUAUGUGUUGGUAAUGAGUUAAGUUACUUUGGAGUUCUUUCCUUAUAAAUCAUGCUCCAAAAAAAAAAAGAAAAUAAGGCACUGACUAACAAAAGUACAGGUUAAGUGUAAACAUCCUGAAAAGAAAACAGCAUUUACACGAUGCGACAUGGACAAUAUAAAUGAAGAGAAAAUGCGUUUGCGUAUCCAUUCCCUUCAAAAAAGGUGUCCAUUAAUUGCUGGUCAUCAGCUCAAAUCAAAUUGUUAAUCGAUCCAAAUCACUCAUUAAAACGUGCGAUCUAAAUCAAAUGUUAACAAUAAAAUAUUCGCAUCGCAAACAAGAGUAACGAUUUAUGAAUGGUCUUUGCUUCGUGCUCUAUGAACUUUCGACCGUUCGUUAUCAUUAUCUAGUGUGGGCACGUACUGAGGCCGAGCUGUCUGGACACCGACAAAAACUCUCCAAUGCAGAUAAAAAUCAUUCGUAUUUUGUCUUUUUCCUCAAGUUCACAGUAAAAAAAAGAAACAAACUAACUAAACUUAGCAGAAUGACGAACAUUAACUUCAAUUCACUUUAAUUUUCAACGAGAUUUUCAUGAGACUUCUGGCUGCUAGGAAUGAUAUGUCGGUAACAAGCUGAAAAACAACACCGCCAACAGUUGCAGUUAAUUUUAUAACAUGGUAAAUAAAAAAGGGAAAAAAAAGAUUGAAGAAACACAGAGAAAGCUUUGCGACAAGCGGCUGGCAAUCGACUUCAGACUUUACACAGACUGAAGGAUUUCAAAAGAAAUAGGGUGAAUCUGAGUCGUAGACACGUGGUGGUCAACUGAUUCAUUACCCUUGUUAGACUUCGGUUGUUAACAUAGAUGGUGUUUCUUUUUAAUCAUUCUCAGGACAUGAUCCAACCCCCACAGUGAGCUAUCUGCCGAAAACAGUAAACACGGGAGGAGUUUUGGAUACCAAACGGAGUUCUCCUGGCUUUGCAAAAGAGCAGUCAAGACAUUUCCCUGAAUGCACAAACCUGUCUAAUCCACCCCUUCCUUACUUUGGUUACCUACACUGCUCCCCACGGAUGCAGAAUUUGAGUCCUGGUGCCCCACCCAACGUCACCAUCAAUCCCCAGGGGUUUCACAGAAUGGUGAUCCCGGAACAGCCGAAGUGGUACUUGGGUUAUCCACCAAUGGAUUCUCCUAACUACAUUGCACCUUACUCUCAGGUAAUACUUACCUUUUAACCCCUAGCAGUGACUAGCUGCAUAUUUAUCUUGCAGAUUGAAUGCUGAAUCAAACAUUUUAGGUCAUGAGAAUUAAAGAAAUGAUCGGUAACUAACGGACCUAUUAACUAUAAAGCACAUUCUCCCUGUCAGUACAAAAGGUAAUGUAUAGAGAACAGUAAGGAGAAUAUACAUAUUGAUGUUAAGCCGUAAGGUACCAAGAGCAACUGAUAAAAGGGUUACAACACAAAAAGAUGACAGUUUUAUCUAAAUCUAAAGCCUAAGUUAGUGAAGGGUCUUUUACUAAUUUAAUUGAUUUGUUUUGUAGGGUUUUUCUUAUAACCCAUCAGCACUGAAUUUGAACCCUCAGCGAUCCCAAGAGCCUUUUUAG